Messenger RNA from Amblyraja radiata (thorny skate), 2662 nucleotides. RefSeq names its product palmitoleoyl-protein carboxylesterase NOTUM. The transcript has 11 exons. Gene Ontology annotation, molecular function: palmitoleyl hydrolase activity. The coding region runs from base 558 to 2120 and encodes 520 amino acids. Gene Ontology annotation, biological process: protein depalmitoleylation; negative regulation of canonical Wnt signaling pathway. The record is from RefSeq and is a predicted model, not a curated record. NCBI's taxonomy places the organism in Eukaryota, Metazoa, Chordata, Chondrichthyes, Rajiformes, Rajidae.
CUCGCCCUCGGGGGGGGGGGGGGGUGAAAUAUCUGCAUGUACAAGCGGUAUAAAUAAAGUACGCCCAUAUUCAACCUGGGGAUUUGUGAGCGCCUUCGCUGGCAGAGAGUCAGACGGUUAAUGAACUAAGUGGCGAGAGAGACAGAGACAGAGAGAGAGAACGGGGAGAGAAGGAGAGAGGGGCAACGGGUGAGAGAGAGAGAAGCAACGAAAAUCUCCCGUCCCAUAUUAGUUAUCUGAAUGCAACAGAGUUUGAAGUUGAGCAUUUAACGAGGCGAGAGAGAGAGAGAGAGUUGGACCUACGCGUAAAGUUUCCUAGAUAUAGAAUUCAGUUCUACAGAGUUUCUCGUGUGCAGUUUAGCCUCGGGAGGAUUUGGACCCCUUAUUGGGAGAGGUUUAUUAUAAAUUAAGACAAGUCGAGUGAAAUCUCCCCCCCCUAUUUAUUAGUGUGGUGCUUGAUACAGUUACCCCCUUACACUAGUUCCCAGCCGGGGGUAGCGGGAGCGGUUGCAGACAGGGAGAGCGACAGGGACAACUCGCAAACAGGGAGAGAGAGGAUGGGAUUUGUUCAGCCGCGUCUCUGGCGCCCGUUGCUUCUCCUCCUCGCCCUGCUCCAGUUCGGCGGCUUGUCCGAAGGGAGGAAGAGCUGGCGGGCCGCCGGCCGCCACAAGCCGGACUAUCGCCGGGCGCAGGGACUGGCCGCCCGCGAUAGGAACCAGGCGCCCGGCUGGAGCCAGCAACAUCAGGCCGGCACGGCGGCGGCUACCGAGGAGGAGAGCUUCACCCUGGACUUCACCGCCGUGGAGGGCAAUAUCGACAACUUCAUGGCGCAGAUCAAGAGCUUGGCUCAGUCUCUGUACCCCUGCUCAGCGCAGAAACUCAACGACGAUAUGAAACUUCACUUUCUGGCCAAUUCCUCCGUUACCUGUAACGAUGGCAGCGCUGCCGGAUACUACAUUAAGGAGUCUAAAGGAAGCAGGCGGUGGCUUGUCUUUUUAGAAGGAGGUUGGUACUGCUUCAGCAAAGAGAACUGUGACAGCCGCUACAACUCCAUGCACCGUCUGAUGAGCUCCACCCACUGGCCUCACAGUAAAACAGGAACUGGAAUGCUGUCUUCUCAGCCGGAAGAAAACCCUUACUGGUGGAAUGCUAAUAUCGUUUUCAUCCCUUACUGCUCGAGUGACGUGUGGAGUGGGGCGUCCCCGAAAACCGAGAAAAGUGACUAUGCUUUCAUGGGAGCGCUGAUUAUACAAGAGGUAGUCAAAGAACUAUUGACCAAAGGCCUUGAAAAUGCAAAGAUUCUUCUGUUAGCAGGCACCAGUGCUGGGGGGACUGGCGUUCUCCUGAAUGUGGAUCGAGUGGCUGAGCAGCUGGAGGAGUUGGGAGUACGUGGAGUGCAGGUGCGCGGGUUGGCCGACUCGGGCUGGUUCCUCGACAACAAGCAAUACCAGAGGACGGACUGCAUCGACACCAUGUCAUGUGCUCCCACUGAAGCGAUCAAGAAGGGGAUAAGCUACUGGAAUGGAGUUGUGCCAGAAAGAUGCCGGGAACUAUUCAAGGAUGGGGAAGAGUGGAACUGCUUCUUCGGAUACAAAAUCUAUCCCACGUUAAGAAGCCCGUUGUUCGUGGUGCAGUGGCUCUUUGAUGAAGCACAGCUCAUGGUGGACAAUGUGCAUCUCACUGGACAACCUGUUCAAGAAGGCCAGUGGAACUACAUCCAGAACUUGGGGCGGGAGCUGAAGAAUACUCUCAAAGAUGUUCCGGCCGUGUUUGCACCAGCAUGUUUGUCUCAUGAAGUUAUCACAAAAAGCUACUGGUUGAACCUUCAGGUGAAAGGCGUCUCUCUGCCGCGGGCACUGCACUGUUGGGACCGGAGCCUGCAGGACGGCGCCAGGAACAACGGCAAGGGCUCGCCGAAGGGCUGCCCGGUCCACCUGACCGACAGCUGCCACUGGCCGCACUGUAACCCCACCUGCCCCACCAUCAGGGACCAGUACACAGGCCAGGAGAUGACUGUGAUACAGUUCCUCAUGCACAUGGGAUUCGACAUACAGAAGAUGGCUCAGCAACAGGGCUUGGAGGUGAGCAAACUCUUGGGCAUGCUGAGCAGCGGGAGCUAAGGCAAUCCCCCCCCCCCCCCCCGACCGGCCUCUCUCCGGGACUGACGAGACUCGUGGCCGAGGGAAAGAAAUCCGAGCCCACACUCGAAGGAGAACCCGACGGGCCGGCCUUUCUUUCCUCCUUCACUUUCUGGAACCUCACACAACCUCUCACCACAAGACGAAAUUAUUUUUUUAAAACAACACACCCCUGCAAAUGCCACGGAAAGAUAAACCAGGCGUGGCGGGAGAGCGCUGGAUUGUUUCACGCCCGGCAAGAGAAAGGAAGGAGCGGUGUUUACCGAAAUAAAUUUACUGGUCGUCACGGAUCGGAUCACAGAACACAACGCAGACACACGUACAUACGUACGUGUAGGAAGGAAUUGCAGAUGCUGGUUUAAACCGAAGAUAGACUCAAAAUGCUGGAGUAUUUUGCUUGGGCAGCUGUCAGCCCAGUGGUUUGAUUUUUGAUCUCUCUAGCUUCAAGUAACCCUGGCAUUCCCUCUCUCUCUCUCUCCAUCCCUCCCCCACCCAAGUCAAGUCGCACCAGCUUCUUGUUCUCA